This is a messenger RNA of Thamnophis elegans (Western terrestrial garter snake), 2477 nucleotides long. RefSeq names its product proline-serine-threonine phosphatase interacting protein 1 (gene PSTPIP1). NCBI's taxonomy places the organism in Eukaryota, Metazoa, Chordata, Lepidosauria, Squamata, Natricidae. Bases 1016 to 2254 code for a protein of 412 amino acids. Gene Ontology annotation, cellular component: actin filament; plasma membrane; cytoplasm. The transcript is spliced from 15 exons. Gene Ontology annotation, biological process: actin filament polymerization. The record is from RefSeq and is a predicted model, not a curated record. Gene Ontology annotation, molecular function: actin filament binding.
CUAUGCUUUCUUCUUCUAUUCUUUCUUCCAUUCUAUUCUUCUUUCUUCUAUUUUAUCCUACCCUACCCCACUCCACUCAACUCUAUUCUACAGAUAAAUGUCUUUACGUUAGCUGGGCAACUCACUCCGUAACCCCCCCUUUACUUCCUGCCGCAGAGGAAAUGCAGCCAGUUUAACUUUCAUACUUUGUUCUCCUAAGCAAACUAUUGUCUCUCCCCCUUCGGGGCAACCCACAAAUGAUUUGGGACCAACGCAUGAGCCAAAAUUCAGAGGGGGGGGGCUAUGCUGUCCUGCAAGCCUAUUUGCCCUUGCCCCAAAAACGCUGCCACUCAUGUGGCACAGAUGCAGCGCACAACCGAAACCUGCACACACACACCCAGGCGCGAGCUGUGCAUUUCCUUCGCUCGACGGAGGGGUGAAAAAAAAUCCUUCCGUUCUUGCACCAGUUCUGAGCCCGUCACGCCACCAAACCCUGCGCCUUUUUCCCGUAGACACACAUGCAAGAAGUGCAAAAGGUUUCCAGCACACACCCCUUACACACCUGUUGCUGUGCUUCUUUCGGUGGUCCACAAAGGUAACCUCCAACCCCCCUGGAGGAGGCCCUCUGCGGAGUUCCUCCACCUGACGUCCAAAUUACCUCCCUUUCGCCUUCUGGAGCGUCACUCUCAACAGGGUUGGAAGGAAGUGGCUCGUUUGCACCCAGAGGAUGGCGACAACGCCUGCACUUCCACACAUUGGUGAAAGGCAGCACUUCUUGGCCCGAAGCGAAAGGAGUUUGACAUCAGCCCCAGAGAGGUGGGGCAAGGGGAAGGGAGAGAGCUCUGAGGUCUGGGGUGUGCUUUGCGUUUUUCAGCAGCAAGCAACCCUGUCUCAGCUUCCUUAAAACCAUCGCAGAACAAGCUAAGUUCUAAAGAAGACUUCUCUCCAGAGCGUGUGCACGCACGCACACACACACACCCCCCAGUAGCUGAACUCCUUUCAUACAGCUUCUCCCUACAGAUCCAACCAGCCAGAGAUGACGCACCUGCAGUUUAAGGAUGCCUUCUGGUGCAAAGAAUUCACUCUUCAUUCCGGGUACGAAGCGCUCCUUCAGCGUUUGCUGGAUGGAAGGAAAAUGUGCAAAGACGUGGAAGAUUUGAUCAAGCAGAGGGCCCAGGCUGAAGAACGUUACGGGAAGGAGCUGGUUCAGAUCGCCCGGAAAGCAGGAGGCCAAAGCGAAAUCAACACCUUAAAGGCUUCGUUCGAAAUCCUAAAGCUACAAAUUGAAAGCGUGGGCAACUCUCACAUCCAGCUGGCCCUCAUGUUGAAAGAGGAACUAAAAGCCUUAGAGGAAUUCCGAGAAAGGCAGAAGGAACAACGGAAAAAGUACGAGAGCACAAUGGAACGGAUACACAAGAACAAGCUCUUUAUGUUCAAGAAAACCAUGGAGUCCAAGAAGGCCUACGACCAGAAAUGCAAAGAUGCCGAUGAGGCGGAACAGGCUUGUGAGAGGAUCAGUGCUAUUGGGAACCAGAAACAAACAGAAAAGAGCCAGACCAAAGCCAAACAGUCCAGAGACUCUGCCAACGAAGCAGAAAGAGUGUACAAACAGAACAUCGAGACCCUAGACCAGACGAGGACCAUGUGGGAACAAGAACACGUUAGUACUUGCGAGGCUUUCCAGCUUCAGGAAUGCGACCGGAUCACUAUCCUACGGAAUUCUCUCUGGGUUCAUUGCAAUCAACUCUCCAUGCAGUGCGUGAAAGACGAUGAGCUUUAUGAAGAGGUCCGGGUGAGCCUAGAAAACUGCGACGUGGAGUCCGAUAUGAACUUCUUCGUUCAGAAUAAGAUGACGGGAACGGAAGCACCAGUUGCCAUUGGAUAUGAGAAUUAUUACGAGAGAACCGGACUGGCGAAAAACUCCAGCAGCCCAACACCCCAGAGUUGUGGAAUGAUGAAAAGGUUCUCCCACUUGCUGCAUGGCAGUACACGGAAUGCUCCGGAUAACAAUAUUUCCACGAUAACCCCAACUGGGGGCGUAGCUGAGCAAAGGACGGACGGCGUCUAUGCAGCAAUCCGUGUGGCUGAGGCCAACGCUUCCAUGGACCACGAUUACAGAGCUCUCUAUGACUACGAAGCCCAGAAUGAGGAUGAGCUGGACAUGCAAGCGGGUGAUAUCGUCAACAUCAUUGAAGCGGGCGAAGACGGUUGGUGGACCGUAGAACUGGACGGGCAACAAGGAUUUGUGCCGGGCUCCUAUCUGGAGAAACUUUGACCGGAGGAAAACUUCCCAGUGCUACAUUUUUAAUUUUUUACCAACUAGAAACCUCUUUUUAAAAAAAUAAAUAAAUAAAAUAAAAUCAAGUUUUACUCUUUGCAGAUGGCAAAGAGCUACAAUUAUACUCUUUAUUUUAACAUAAACGCCACCCUGUCUUUUUAUUUAGAGCCGAGGUGGCGCAGUGGUUAAGAGUGCAGUACUGCAGGCCACUUCAGCUUGA